Suncus etruscus (white-toothed pygmy shrew) is the source of this 1470-nucleotide messenger RNA. It is a transcript of the gene B3GAT3, whose product is annotated as beta-1,3-glucuronyltransferase 3. Gene Ontology annotation, molecular function: galactosylgalactosylxylosylprotein 3-beta-glucuronosyltransferase activity. The transcript is spliced from 5 exons. Bases 71 to 1078 code for a protein of 335 amino acids. Gene Ontology annotation, cellular component: Golgi membrane. NCBI's taxonomy places the organism in Eukaryota, Metazoa, Chordata, Mammalia, Eulipotyphla, Soricidae. The record is from RefSeq and is a predicted model, not a curated record. Gene Ontology annotation, biological process: chondroitin sulfate proteoglycan biosynthetic process; carbohydrate metabolic process.
CCCGAGUCCCCGGCGGACCCCGCACGCAUGCCUGCCCGGGCGGGCGGGGCGGGGCCCGCGCGGCGCGGCCAUGAAGCUCAAGCUGAAGAACGUGUUUCUCGUCUACUUCCUGGUGUCCAUCGCCGGCCUCCUCUACGCGCUGGUGCAGCUCGGCCAGCCAUGUGACUGCCUCACUCCUCUGCGGGCUGCUGCUGAGCAGCUUCGGCAAAAGGAUGUGAAGAUCUCCCAGCUGGAAACCGACCUCCGACGCCCCGCUCCAGUCCCGGCCCAGCCCCCUGAGCCUGAGGCCCUGCCUACUAUUUAUGUCAUUACUCCCACCUACUCCAGGCUGGUACAGAAGGCUGAGCUGGUACGCCUGUCCCAAACCCUGAGCCUGGUGCCCCGACUACAUUGGCUGUUGGUGGAAGACGCUGAGGGCCCCUCGGCCCUGGUCUCAGGCCUGCUGGCUGCCUCUGGUCUCCUCUUCACACACCUGGUAGUCCUCACCCCCAAAACCCAGCGACUCCGGGAGGGCGAGCCAGGCUGGCUGCGGCCCCGAGGGGUGGAACAGCGGAACAGGGCCCUGGACUGGCUCCGGAGAGGAGGGGGUGCUGUAGGUGGAGAGAAGGUUCCUCCUGCCCCCGGGACCCGAGGUGUGGUGUACUUUGCAGAUGAUGACAACACCUACAGCCGGGAACUCUUCGAGGAGAUGCGCUGGACCCGUGGUGUGUCGGCGUGGCCCGUGGGGCUGGUAGGUGGCCUGCGGUUUGAGGGCCCCCGGGUCCAGGACGGCCGGGUGGUGGGUUUCCACACGGCCUGGGAGCCCACCCGGCCCUUCCCCGUGGACAUGGCAGGCUUUGCUGUCGCUCUGCCAUUGCUUUUGGCCAAGCCCAAUGCCCAGUUCGAUGCCACCGCUCCCCGGGGCCACUUGGAGAGCAGCCUCCUGAGCCACCUGGUGGACCCCAAAGACCUGGAGCCUCGAGCUGCCAACUGCACUCGGGUUCUGGUGUGGCAUACGCGCACGGAGAAGCCCAAGAUGAAGCAAGAAGAGCAGCUGCAGAGGCAGGGCCGAGGCUCAGAUCCGGCUGUCGAGGUGUGACCAUGGCGCCACCCACUGACUGCCACCACCACCUCCUCUGGCACAGGCCAUGUGGGCCCCAGCCCCUGGCUGGCUGCUCUGGAAUACUGUGCCCAACUGACCCCUUAGUGCCAGGGAGCUCCCCGCCUCGCUCGCCCCUCCCUCUGUACCCUCCAGGGCCAUGUGGUCGUGCCACAGGCCGGGGACAAGAGGCCCCAUUGAGUAUUGAGUCCUGUCUGCCCACUUGGGGCGGGCAGAAGGAAGGAUGGAUGGACAGACUCAGGGCGGGCAGCUGGGUCACUGGGUAACUUAUUGGGGCUGGGCAUGCACUGGGGGGCUGGAGGAAUUGGGCUGGACCCUCCCCACCUGAGCAUGCUGCCCCCCACUCCGAAUAAAUAAGUCUCCACCCCAGA